UUUCCUGAGUUCAGUCUUAGAGCACCAGCUGAGCAAUGCACAGAGCAGACCUGUAGCCAACUUACAUCAUCUUCGCCAUGAAGACAGUCACUGUGCCUGUGCUUCUGACGUUGGCUCUUUGCCUUAUACGAGAUGCUUCCAGUGAGGAUGCAAAUCAGGAAACAUGCAGUGAAUUUCAGGCAUUGCUGAAAAAUGGAAAAUUGUUCUGUCCUGAAGAUAAAGAACUUUCCCAGAGCCCUGAUGGAAUAGCCUUGAUCAACAAAUGUAUCACAUGCAAAAGGACAUUGGAAAAUGCAGCAAAAUCCCAGGAAAGGGCCGUGCAUUUAGCAAGAGUCACUAGAGAUACUGCCCAAGCAAAGCUGAAUUGCGAUGAUUUCAAGAAAGGAGAAGAAGAUGGAGAUUUUACCUGUAAUGAAGGUGAAGCUGCUGUUUGUGGCACAGAUGGAAAAACAUAUCGUAACAGAUGUGAGCUGUGUGCUGAGAAUGCGAAAACUGGUUCUCAAGUCGACAUAGGAAGUGAAGGAGAAUGUGGGAGCCCUAACUCCGUGGAGGAUGUAUGCAGGGCUUAUCGGGCCUAUGUGGAAGAUGGAAGACUUGGAUGCACAAGAGAAAAUGAUCCAGUUCUCGGUCCUGAUGGGAGGACCCAUGGCAACAAGUGUGCGAUGUGUGCAGAGAUCUUCUUAAAAGAAGCUGAAGAAAAUGCCAAACGAGAAGGUGAAAGGAGAAUUCGACGAAAUGUUGAAAAGGCUUUGUGCAAGGAAUAUGAGAGACAAGUGAGGAAUGGAAGACUAUUUUGUACACGAGAGAGUGAUCCAAUCCAAGGCCCUGAUGGCAAGAUGCAUGGCAACAAAUGCUCCCUGUGUGCUGAAAUAUUCAUGCGACAUUUCUUAGAAGAAAAAAGUAAAGCUAAUCAACAUUUGAGAAAACCUAAAGAAAAAAUAGUAAAAAGAGAAACUGAAAUUGAGAAAGUCUGCAGUGAAUAUGAAGAGCGUGCAAAGAAAGGAAUACUUUUCUGUACCAAAGAAAAUAACCCUACUCGUGGUCCAGAUGGGAAAAUACAUGGCAACGUGUGUUCCAUGUGUCACGCCUUCUUUCAAGAAAAAUUUGACAAAAAGAAAAAGGUUGAAGCCCUUGUAAGAAGCAAAAGAACACCUGCAAGAAAAUUAUCAUUUGAACACUAUUGCCAUGGAUACCGAAGACUACUGAAGAAUGGAUUACUUGCUUGCUUCAGAGCGGGUGAACCCUUCAAGGGCCCAGAUGGAAUUGAAUAUUCCAGCUACUGCAUGAUGUGUCAAGCAUACUUUGAAGCAGAACUUGAAAAAAAGAAAAAGAGGGAAGGACAAUCGAGACCUAAAAGACAGUCUGAGAAAACAGUUUCUUUUGAGGAGUUGUGUGGUGAAUACCGCAAAUCCAGGAGGAAUGGACAACUGUUCUGCACCAGAGAGAAUGACCCCAUCCAGGGCCCAGAUGGAAAGAUCCAUGGCAACACCUGCUCCAUGUGUGAUGCUUUCUUCAAAGAAGAAGACAAAGCAAGAGCAAAGGCUAAAAGAGACGCUGCAAAGGAAAACUGCAAUGAGUUUCGCAACUUCGUGAGAAAUGGAACGCUCCCAUGCACCAGAGAUAAUGAUCCUGUUCUUGGCCCGGAUGGGAAAAUGCAUGUGAACAAGUGUGCCAUGUGUGCACGUGUGUUCCAACUUGAAGAAGAGGAGAAGAAAAAUAAUAAAGAGAACGAGAAAGCUGAAGCUGACAAAGUUAAAAGAGAAGCAGUAGAGGAGCUGUGCCGUGAAUACCGGCAAUAUGUCAGAAAUGGACAUCUCCCCUGCACUAGAGAGAACGACCCUAUCGAGGGUCUGGAUGGAAAGAUCCAUGGCAAUACCUGCUCCAUGUGUGAGGCCUUCUUCCUUCAAGAAGCAAAAGAGAAGGAAGAUAAAUCCAGAGGAAAAGUUAAAAGAGAAGCUGAAAAGGACUCUUGCAGUGAAUAUCGGAGUCUUGUGCAAAAUGGAAUUCUUUACUGUACACGAGAAAAUGACCCUGUGCGUGGCCCGGAUGGCAAGACCCAUGGCAACAAGUGUGCCAUGUGCAAGGCUGUCUUCCAGAAAGAAAAUGAAGAAAGAAAGAAGAAAGAAGGGGACAAUCAGAAACAUGCUGCGGGGCAUGGUUCAAAUGUUGGUGGAGGGAAAGAUCAGGACCCCUGUGCGGAGUUCCGGGACCUUGUGAAAAACGGCAAACUCAGCUGCACUCGGGAGAACGAUCCUGUGCGUGGUGCAGAUGGGAAAUCCUACAACAAUAAAUGUGACAUGUGUAAAGAAUUACUAAAAAGAGAAGCAGAGGAGAAAGAAAAGAAUUCUGGCUUAAGAUUUAAUAAGACUGGGUCAGCAUCAGGAAAGGACGUAUGCGAUGAGUUCAGAAGCCAAAUGAAAAAUGGAAAACUUACCUGCACCCGAGAAAGUGACCCUGUUCGGGGUCCAGAUGGAAAGACACAUGGCAACAAGUGUGCUAUGUGUAAAAACAGACUGGAAAAGGAAGCAGCUGAAAAAAAGAAGAAAGAGGAAGAAGGCAAGCAAAACACAGGCGAAAAGAGCAAUGACAAGAAGCAGGAUCAGUGCUCUGAGUUCCGGAGCAAGCAGAAAAAUGGAAGACUUGUCUGCACCAGAGACAACAGUCCCUUCCGGGGCCUCGAUGGGAAGAUGUACGUCAACAAGUGUGCCAUGUGCCAAACCAUCUUUGAGCGAGAAGCUAGAGAAAGAAAAAAAGAUGAAGGAAAAUCAAAUUCCCAAUCCUCAAAGGAUGCAAAGGACCAGUGCAAAGAGGUUACGAAUGAAGCAGAAGAUGCAAAGUUUAGGCAGUCUGCGGGUUCCUUGGCCUACGUUGGCAUAAGUGCAGAUGAGUGCAGUGAGUAUCGGAAGCAUGUGCGGAACGGCGAGCUCAUCUGCACGCGGGAGAAUGACCCUGUGCGCGGCGCCGAUGGCAGGACCUACAAGAACAAGUGCUACAAGUGCAGAGCCGUCUUUCAAAAAGAAGCUUUAGAAAGGGCGAAACAUCCAGCAAAGCCGUCCCAUAUUAGAGCUUCUGAAGAGAGACCAGAUUCCUCCAAUUCUUCUCUGGAUUCUGAGAUGUGCAAGCACUACCGAGUUGUGCCCAGGAUGGGUUUUGUUUGCCCGAAGGAUUUACAGCCUGUGUGUGGUGACAAUGGCCAAACAUACAGCAAUCCCUGCAUGCUGUGUCAUGAAAACCUGAUACGUCAGACCAAUAUACACAUACGUAGCCAAGGGAGGUGUGAAGAGAGCAGCACCCCAGAAAAGACACCUGGCAGCGCCCACGUGGGACCAGUGAUACAAGGAUUGAUGAAAACCUCGAGGAAAACAAACACAACCCAAUUCUGAAUCGCCUACCUUUGCCAUCUGUAUAUAACAAGAAUGCUUCAGAGCUCUUUUUACUUACUGUAGGAAACAGUGCAGAGCCUUUGGGAUUGGACUCCCUGGUCUUCAGUCUUUCCCUCUCUCCUGCUAGACUGUGUCGUCUGAGGGCGUGGAGAAAUCCCUACCCAGUCUGUGCUCUGGAAAUCUCAUCAUAGUGUUGUCUGUCCAACCACCUGUUAAUAAAUGUAGACUCAGCAGAACACAUUUUUGGGGGGAUUUGGGGGAUUUCUUUGUCAAUUCUUAGAUAGUAACUUUUUUUACAGAAGUUGGAAAAAUUCUAUCCUUUUGUUGUGUUAAGUCCAAUGACAGACAGAGAAUAUCCACUCUCUGCAUGCAAGUUGGGAAGGAGCACCUAGAGGAGAAGUGGGAUGCUACAGUCUUUCAGGCCAUCGACAGCUGUGUAAAUCUACCUGUCCUCCUGCCAGCUCCCUACCUAGCUUAUGUAUUUCCAUGAACAGCCAAGCUGUCUCUCAGUUCUGUGCAUCCCAUCUAAUGACGCAAACUAGUAAAUUUUCAAACCUCAUCAUAUUGCUUCUUGACAAUUCCCUACAUUAGAGCCUGGUACCUGUGGCCUGGGAAAGACCAAGGAAAUGACCACCGGUAUGUGUGAGUCUCUGGAGCACCCCUCUCCAACAGAAAUGUAGGGCAAGCCAUAUGUGCAGUUUUAAAUUUCUCAGUAGCUAUGCAAAUGGCUAAAAGCAAUUCUAACAAUGUAUUUGAUGAAGGCUAGUCUAUCCAAGGUAUCAGUGGAACUGAUAUAAAGCUUUUAAUUUACAAAA
Molecule: messenger RNA, 4198 nt
Organism: Chinchilla lanigera (long-tailed chinchilla)
Lineage: Eukaryota; Metazoa; Chordata; Mammalia; Rodentia; Chinchillidae
Gene: Spink5
Product: serine peptidase inhibitor, Kazal type 5
Exons: 34
Coding region: 78-3383 (1101 amino acids)
Molecular function (GO): protein binding
Source: RefSeq, a predicted model, not a curated record